This is a messenger RNA of Melopsittacus undulatus (budgerigar), 3065 nucleotides long. RefSeq names its product FMR1 autosomal homolog 1 (gene FXR1). Gene Ontology annotation, cellular component: dendritic spine; presynapse; growth cone. Gene Ontology annotation, molecular function: translation regulator activity; protein homodimerization activity; mRNA 3'-UTR binding. NCBI's taxonomy places the organism in Eukaryota, Metazoa, Chordata, Aves, Psittaciformes, Psittaculidae. The transcript has 17 exons. Bases 225 to 2222 code for a protein of 665 amino acids. Gene Ontology annotation, biological process: positive regulation of protein phosphorylation; regulation of filopodium assembly; positive regulation of translation. The record is from RefSeq and is a predicted model, not a curated record.
ACUACCCGCAGGGAACGCCCCACUUCGCCUGCAGUGAGAUCCCCCCUUCCUGCCCUCAGCGUGGGCAGACCCACCGCGCGCCGCGGGUGAAGGAGGGGCGGGGCGGUGCCGGAGCGGCCCCAACCCCACGGGGAGCGGGCAAAGGGGGAGGGGGAGUCCGGCAGCGCUCCCCCCCGUGGUGACAGUUUCUAGAAGCACGUCCCGACGUCCUUUGCGGUCUGAACAUGGAGGAGCUGACGGUGGAAGUGCGCGGCUCUAACGGGGCCUUCUACAAGGGAUUUAUCAAAGAUGUUCAUGAGGACUCGCUCACAGUGGUAUUUGAAAACAAUUGGCAACCAGAGCGCCAGGUACCCUUUAAUGAAGUCAGAUUACCACCACCCCCUGAUAUCAAGAAAGAAAUUGGUGAAGGAGAUGAAGUGGAGGUUUACUCUCGAGCAAAUGACCAAGAACCCUGUGGCUGGUGGCUGGCAAAAGUUCGAAUGAUGAAAGGAGAGUUUUAUGUCAUUGAAUAUGCUGCUUGUGAUGCCACUUACAAUGAAAUUGUCACUUACGAACGACUCCGACCUGUGAAUCAAAAUAAAACUGUCAAAAAGAACACAUUUUUCAAGUGCACAGUGGAUGUUCCUGAAGAUCUGCGAGAUGCGUGUGCUAAUGAAAAUGCACAUAAAGAUUUCAAGAAAGCUGUGGGAGCAUGUCGAAUAUUUUAUCAUGCUGAAACUGCUCAACUAAUAAUACUGUCUGCCAGUGAAGCAACAGUGAAGAGAGUGAAUAUAUUGAGUGACAUGCAUUUGCGCAGCAUUCGCACCAAACUUAUGCUCAUGUCGAGAAAUGAAGAAGCUACAAAACACUUAGAAUGCACAAAGCAGCUUGCUGCAGCAUUUCAUGAGGAGUUUGUAGUCAGAGAAGAUUUAAUGGGACUUGCUAUAGGAACACAUGGCAGUAACAUACAACAAGCCAGGAAGGUUCCAGGAGUUACUGCCAUUGAACUUGAGGAGAAUACUGGUACUUUCAGAAUCUAUGGAGAGACUGCUGAUGCAGUAAAAAAGGCUAGAAGUUACUUGGAAUUUGUGGAGGAUUUUAUUCAAGUUCCCAGAAAUCUCGUUGGAAAAGUUAUUGGAAAAAAUGGAAAAGUGAUUCAGGAGAUUGUAGACAAAUCUGGAGUCGUCAGGGUGAGAAUUGAAGGAGAUAAUGAAAAUAAACUGCCCCGUGAAGAUGGAAUGGUACCAUUUGUAUUUGUUGGUACUAAAGAAAGCAUUGGAAAUGUCCAAGUUCUCUUAGAAUACCACAUUGCAUAUCUAAAGGAGGUGGAACAACUAAGACUGGAAAGGCUCCAGAUUGAUGAGCAGUUGCGUCAGAUUGGUAUGGGUUUCAGACCCUCUUCUGCUAGAGUUCCUGAAAAAGAAAAGGGUUAUACGACCGAUGAGAACACCCUCUCGUCUGUGCAAGGUUCCAGAUCCUACAGUGGAAGGGGGAGAGGCCGCAGAGGCCCCAAUUACACAUCUGGUUACGAAUCUGAGAGAAAAGAUGAACUUAGUGACUGGUCCUUGGCAGGAGAAGAUGACAGAGAAAGCAGGCACCAGCGUGACAACAGACGACGUCCUGGAGGACGAGGACGUAGUGUGUCUGGAGGGCGUGGGCGCGGUGGACCUCGUGGUGGGAAGUCAUCCAUUAGCUCUGUGCUUAAAGAUCCAGACAGCAACCCUUACAGCUUGCUUGAUAACACAGAGUCAGACCAGACUGUGGACACUGAUGCUAGCGAAUCUCACCACAGUAGUAACCGCCGCAGGAGGUCACGUCGGCGAAGGACUGAUGAAGAUGCUGUUCUUAUGGAUGGGAUGACAGAGUCUGAUACAGCAUCUGUUAAUGAGAAUGGUUUAGAUGAUAGUGACAAAAAACCCCAGCGACGCAAUCGUAGCCGCAGGCGUCGCUUCAGGGGUCAGGCAGAAGAUAGACAGCCAGUAACAGUAGCUGAUUAUAUAUCACGAGCUGAAUCUCAGAGUAGACAGAGAAACCCUCCAAAGGAGACACUAGCCAAAACCAAGAAAGAAACGGCAAAAGAUGCUAUUGAUGAAAACAGCCCUUCUGAAAAGGCAGUGAAUGGUCCUGCUACAACUUCUGGGGAUGAGCCUUCUAAAGUACAGCACACUCCUGAUGAGAAGAAAGUUACUGUUCAGGAGGAUGGAAACAAUCAGGAAGAAGCCGUGCUGAAUGGUGUUUCAUAAACUGAAGUCCCUAGUUUACAGUUCUUCUACAUUACAUUUAAAAUAGUGCUUGUAUAAGCUUGCCAAAGAUAGAAUAUGGAUCGCCAGUCUUGACACCGCACUUUCAGUUCCUCCAUUUUGGAAUACAGAAAGGGGAGGGAUCCUGAAGAAAUCAUAUGUUAAACAUACUUUGACACCUACUGUGUUAUAAAUAUAUCAUCAGAUGUGCCUUGAGAUAGUAUAUGUAACAUUUAAAUAAACAAAAUUGCUGGCUAUAGGAAAUGUUAUUUUGUUUUCAAAAUAUGGCAAAGAUGUGAGGGGGAUCCCUAACAUAAUACUCUUUAUGAAAGCAUUAGCUGCUUUUGUUACAUUUUUAAUAAUAUGCAACCACUUCUUCACCUGAGGAAUACUAGAAAGAAAUGCAGUCUAAAAUAUUUUGCACUGAAAUGUAAUUUCUCCAUUAGUUUAGUCUGGAAACUGGUCUGUUUUAAUACAUGUUUUUUAAAUGCUGUAUGUAGAGGAAAAAUCUGCAGACCACUGGAAUACAUUUGUUAAAUUCUCAUAAUCUGCAGGGAUUCUGGGUGACAUUGGCAGUGACUGUUCUACAUUGAGGCUUUGUUUGGUUUAUUUAUUAAACUGUACAGUAUUUAAAAAUCAAACAUAGCUUUAGUUAACACUAAGCUGAAUUAGUCAUGUCCAUUAAGACAUAACCUGAACUACUGAAAAGAUCAAUUUCCAGAAAGUUUAUUCUGUAUAAACUACAUAUGUUAGUCCUUAGUAGAGUAUUUUUAUUUUUGUUUUGGUUGUUUGAUGUGCAAUAUGUUUUUUUUGUAUGCUGGUAGUAAAAUAAACUUUGAUCUUCCA